Anguilla anguilla (European eel) is the source of this 2315-nucleotide messenger RNA. RefSeq names its product cathepsin K-like. NCBI's taxonomy places the organism in Eukaryota, Metazoa, Chordata, Actinopteri, Anguilliformes, Anguillidae. The coding region runs from base 496 to 1494 and encodes 332 amino acids. The transcript has 8 exons. Gene Ontology annotation, biological process: immune response. The record is from RefSeq and is a predicted model, not a curated record. Gene Ontology annotation, molecular function: cysteine-type endopeptidase activity. Gene Ontology annotation, cellular component: lysosome.
CAGGGGGUUGGGGGGGAUGCAUGUUGAUUAAGGGUCAUUUAGGUGUAGCAGAUAAAAAUACUUUAAUAGAACAGAAUGAGGAAAUAGAGACCAGUGUUCCGGCAGCCUCAAGCCUUUCCUGCGCGGUUAUCGGCCCGAAAUAACUUUCACACGACUGACAGUAAGAAGAAGUGAGAGAGCUGCAUAAAGUAAAAGAGAGAGAGAAAGAGAAGGAGAGAGAGAAAGGGGGAGAGCGAAAGAGGGACAGACAGGGAAAGAAAAAAGAGAAAGAGGGAGAGAAAGACAUAAAAAUAGUUUUCUCUCAGGAAAUAAAACUUCCUCUUUAGCUCGUAGAUUGUUGAUCGCGACAUCAAGGAGGGCAGACUUCUGGCAUCAUCUUCUCCCGUUGCUAGGCGACCGUGCGGAGACAGGUCCUCUUUUCGUUUGGACACGGUCCAGUGAGGAGUGUUGGGCGAUCCUGGUCUCACCGUCAGACGCAGCGAAAGUAGUUUUAGGAUGCAUGCCCUGCAGAACUUCUUUCUAUUGGUCCUCGGGAUCAUUAGCCACGCCUCCUCCCAUCUCAACCUGACUCUGAAUGGUCAGUGGAAGGACUGGAAGGACCUUCACAAUAAAGAGUAUGGCAGCCAGGAGGAGGAGGAGCAGCGCAGGUCAGUCUGGGAGAAGAACACGCUGCUGAUCGAGGCCCACAACCUGGAGUAUGAGCAGGGCAUGCACUCCUAUCAGCUGGGCAUGAACCACAUGGGAGACAUGACCGCUGAGGAAGUGGCUGAGAAGAUGACCGGUCUGGUGGUUCCUCAGGCCAGGGAGACCAACAACACCUUCGCUCUCAAUGACAUCCCCACAAAACUGCCCAAUGCCAUCGAUUACCGCAUACUUGGCUUCGUCACGCCGGUCAUAAAUCAGGGCUCCUGCCGGUCCGGUUGGGCCAUCAGCGCCGCGGGGGCUCUGGAGGGUCAGCUAAUGAGGAGCCGGAGGAAGCUGGUGCCUCUCAGCCCCCAGAACCUGGUGGACUGCGUCAGGAGCAACUACGGCUGCAAGGGCGGCUACAUGACCAAUGCCUACAAGUAUGCAAUGAAGAAAGGCAUCAGCUCUGAGUGGAAAUAUCCCUACAUGGGCGUGGAGCAGAAGUGUACCUUUGACAGAUCAGACAGGGUGGCCCAGAUCUGGUACUUUAUGGAGCUCCCUGCGGGGAACGAGCGUUUCUUACAGGCAGUCGUGGCCGUGCGUGGGCCCGUUUCCGUGGGGAUCCAAGCCAGAUCCACAAACUUUAUCUUCUACAAGAGCGGUGUUUACUACGACCCCGAGUGUAGCGGGGAGUACCUGAACCACGCCGUGCUGGUGGUCGGCUACGGCGUCACUCCCACCUGCAAGAAGUUCUGGAUCGUUAAGAACAGCUGGGGGCAAGCAUGGGGCGAUAGAGGUUAUAUUUUGAUGGCCCGGAACAGCAGAAACCUCUGUGGAAUCGCCAACCUGGCCAGCAUCCCCAUCAUGUGACCAGCAGGGGGCGCAAAGAGUCCGAAAAGUGGAAAUAUAGCUCUAAUCUGAGCAUGACCUGUGUGCCUGUGCCUGUGUGUGUGUAUGUGUGUUUGUAUGUGGUUAUGUGUGGGCGUGUGUGUGCCCCGUGCCCGUGUGUGCGCCCGCAUGCCCGCGUGUGUGUGUGUGUGUGUGAGACGUUGUGUGGUUAUGUGUGUACACGUGUCUGUGUGUGCAUUAUGAGGGAAGAUUAUUAAGACUGUCCACAACUCUCUUUCAACUUUCCUCACAUUAGCCAGCUAAUAUAACAGCAUUUUCAUCUUCUGGGGUUCAUUUUUUUGUUUGUUGAUCUUGGAUCAGCGGUUGGGGGUAAAAUAAAAGAGCCUAGUUUAUCCAGUGCCACACCUCUUCUUUCAUGCAAUGGACAGUGAAAGUGAUCAUACCAUCUCUGCAGCUGUCAAACACACAGAUGGCAGUGAACACGCACUUGUGGAUUUACAAAUCUUUUCAAACAGGAAAGAAAAUGUGAAGAAGAAAGUGUUGAUUGAUUCUGCUUGGAGUGCUGGGCAGGUUAUUCAGGUACUGAGACACCUGAGCCAAUCACAAAGCUUAGUUUCUGUACUGAUGGCUGCCUUUGCCAACAUUUGCAUAGAAAUGGGUGGAGCUUGUGUUUGUAUGAGAAACAACACACUUGUAUGGAAACUUGGUUUCAUCUGACCUAACAUGUACUCCUGUAUUUAAUCCUGUAUUACUCUAGGCCAAUGGCCAAGAUGAAGUUGCCUACAGAAUUUCACUUUGCAUUUUAAAUUAAAAUAAAAAUUUUAUAUUUACAAUCCUGAAAA